Spodoptera litura is the source of this 1678-nucleotide messenger RNA. Its product is annotated as trypsin-7. The record is from RefSeq and is a predicted model, not a curated record. NCBI's taxonomy places the organism in Eukaryota, Metazoa, Arthropoda, Insecta, Lepidoptera, Noctuidae. Gene Ontology annotation, biological process: proteolysis. Gene Ontology annotation, molecular function: serine-type endopeptidase activity.
UAAACUAGAAGACAUCUUAGUCAUUUUACGUUUAUUUGUUUUUAUAUUGAAGGCAUAUUAAGAUGGGCUGCGAAUACACAUCAUGGACACCCAUAGCACUCAAAUACAAGGAACCAUUUUCAUAAAAUUACACUAACAAAUAUUUCAGUACUUAGAAAUUUUUACGAUACAUGAAUGAAAAUACAAUUUUGAUACUGAUUUCUCUAUCCGUAAUUUUAACACAGUAUAAUAAAUAUUGCACCUCCUAACUGCGCCUGUGUUGACGUGCUAUUCUUUCAAAAUUGAUUUCAUUCAUGCAUUGUCGAAUAUCUCAUAAAUAUUUAUUACCUAUUGAAUGUUCAUUACACAGUGUUACAAACUGUUCUCCUUGAGAAUUGUUAGUGUUCUUUUUUUAAUCUACUUGUUAUACGAAAUGACUUAUUCGCAAAAGCCUUCAGAAGGCGAGAGUCCGAUACCUACCAAGUACAAUUACAAACGUGUCUUUCUCCUAGACAUUGACCAGAGAAGAUCGAAUCGGAACAAUGUAGAGGCAAAGGAGUGGCAGUACGAGGGCCUACCUAUCGAGUAUCCCAACCGAAAAGACUUUGAUGGCGCAAACCUUGACGCUGAAAUAACAAUGCCAGCUACACAGGCUACGACUACCAAACUGGUGUUAGACCGUCGUUACCGUCGCAUCUACAACCCUGAUGAGGUGGCCACCAUCGAAGAGUUCCCUUACAUGGCCGCCCUGCUGGUGAACAACGAGCUCUGGUGUGGCGGCGUCAUCAUUGAUAAAGACAAGAUCCUUACUGCCGCUCACUGCUUACAACUUCAAUAUAAUAAUCGAUUCUUCCGUGAAUAUGUGAAAAUGUUGACGGUGAGAGUUGGUUCCACGAACGCCACGGACGGUGGGGACCUGCUGCGUGUCUCCGAGAUCUUCUUCCAUCCUAACUACAAGCCACAGACCUUGGAGUUCAACUACGCAGUACUGAGGCUCCAUAAGAACCUGACUUUCGGUAGAAAGGACCCCUACAUCGACAAGAUUGCCUUCGCCAGAGACAAAGUUGUACCUGUCGAUAAUAAGAUCGUGUUCCUUGGUUGGGGGUCUGUUUUGGGUAUCAAUGGCGCGGGUGGUCAGGUCCUACUCCAGAAGGUCACGCUCCCUGUAUACGACUCAGCAGACUGUCAGGAAAUAUACGGCAAAGAAUUAGUCACCCGAACGAAUUUCUGCGCAGGAUUCAUUACGGUACCGAAAAACGUUUGUAAUCAUGACGCUGGUGGUCCAGCAGUAAUGGACGGUGUACUGAUAGGAGUGCUCUCAUUCUCGUCCAAGCGCUGUGACCAGGCGGACCAGCCCGCUGUGUUCUCCACUGUAGGAGCUAUCGCGUCGUGGCUCGAUGGUCUUGGGCAAAAGAAGGCGCAAUUACGGUCGCUAAUACAAUGAGGAAAUACAAAACGUUUUGGUUAAGAACUUUUAGAAAAUGCCUACAGAAUUACAUUUUAACAAACCAAAACAAGUUUUUAAUUUCCUGAAACCUGAAAUGGUAGCGAUGCAAUAAAACAAACAAAUAGACAACGUUCACAUAUAUAUUUUCACUAAUACUGUACACCCACUUUACUCGCUCAACUAUUCAAGAAAAGACCAUUAGGAUAAAUUUUUAAAACUUUUAAUAUUUUCUAUUCAACAUACAACAUUGAA